Messenger RNA from Rotaria sp. Silwood2, 2769 nucleotides. The record is from the annotation of a GenBank genome assembly. Lineage: Eukaryota; Metazoa; Rotifera; Eurotatoria; Philodinida; Philodinidae.
AUGAAUGAAACAACAACAGACGAUAAUAAAAUCGAAUCUCAACCACCAAUAAUACAUGUUGUUGAAGAUUCUAUUGCAUCUCGUACCAAAGAAAUAACCAAACGACCAAAACGUGAACGUAGUCCAACUGUUCAAAUUCAACCACCAGCACCUAAAAUAAAAAAAGUCAAAGAGGUCGCACCCAAAUUACCAGAUAAAACAAAAUGGACUAUGGAAGAACAAAAACAGUUUUUUAGUGCACUUCGAAUUUAUGGAAAAAAUUUCGAAGCACUGGGUCAAUUUUUUAAUACUCGACGUCGUCUUGUGAAUCCUGAAGCACAACAACGUACAUUUGGUCAAAUACGUUGUUUUUAUUAUCGUUCAUUUCGUACAGUUUCAAAACUAUGUACAUUUACUGAUGAAGAAAAAUCUAAUGUUGAUUCACUUGAAUUACGUUCUGUUCUUGCUUAUUUAUGUUUAAAACCAAAAGUUAAAUGUUUUGAUAAAAAACCAACAAUAUCUGUUUUACAUCAACUUAUUCGUAAUGGUAAUGCAUUUUUACGUGUAAAAGGACAACGAGAACAUGUAUCCAUUAUUGGCAAAGCAUUAAAACCUCCAAAGACAGCAAAUACACUUGGUUCAUCAAAGCAAACCGAUCGUACAUUAUCAAAACAUGUUAAAAUUUUAUUAAGUCCAUUAUCAUCAAAUGCAUAUAUGCGUGUUGGAUUAUCAUGUCGAUAUCCACAUGUUGAAGUUUUAUUAUCACGUUCAACAACCAUUUAUGACUUUAUCGAUAAAUUAACACAAUAUUGGCAAUUAAAUAAUCAUGCGCAAACUUUAUUUAAAGAUGAUUUAUCAACAGAACAAUUCAUUUUAUAUCCACAUGGAUCGUAUUUAACAUCAACAGAUUCUCCACUUAUAACAACUGAUACAACAUCAAUACUUGAUCUUUCUUCACAAAAACAAUUACGUUCACGAUCAGAUUCUGAACAUUCAGUAGAACCAUCAACAGAUUCAUCGUUAAAUUUAAUUCGUAAAAGAAAUAAUUUAUCCGAAAGUGAAGUAAAUAAUGAAUUAAUAGGAGUUAAUAAUUCAUCCAUAUCUCCACCAGCAACAACAACAACCACAACAGCGAGUACAAAUAAAUCAAAUUUAGCGCGAACAGCUAUUUUAUUAGCAGCAAAACGAGCUGCUAGUUAUAACAAUAAUAAUGCGAAUAAUUACGAUGGAUCAACUUUUACAGUUAUUGAUGGUACAGAAGAUGAAGCGGAUAGUAGUGCUGGUUUAUUUAAACAACGAUUUGAUGCUAUUGAUCUUACAGAUGAGUUUGCUUCUGAAGAUGAAAUUGAACCUGAUGUCAAUGUAUCUGUUCCUAUACCUACAACAGCACCAACAACAACAACAAAUAAUCCAACAAUUACAUUAGCUGAUCUCUCUCAAGGUAUAACUCGAACAAAUCCACUAUUUUCUACAUUAACUAUUGGAGAAUUACAAAAAUUACUUCAACGUCCUAAAGAAAUUCGUCUUAUUUAUGAUUUUAAUAAUUUAUCUCGUACAAAUACAAAUGAAUCAUCAUCAUCAUCAACAACUUUUCUUCAUUAUAUUAUUCAAAUAGCAAAUCAAUGUUUAACAUCUAUUGCUGAACGACAAUCACAAACUGAAAUGAAAACAUCAAAAAAAACCAAUACAAAAAAACAACAAAUAUCACGAUCAAAAUGUUAUUGUUCAUGUUGUUCGUAUCAUCAUCAACAUCAAUCUGCUAAUAAAGAUCAACGACGAACAUCAACAAAAGCUGCUAAUUCACCAAAUGCAGAAAUUUGUGCUUUAUUACAAAUGCCACAAACAAUACCAAAUCAAGAUUUUUCAAAUGAAGAUAUAUUAACAGUACAAACAUCAUUAAAUAACAAUAAUACAAAUUCAAUAUCAGACGGAGAUUUGCAUAAUAAACAAUCUUUAUUAUCACAAUGUGAUGAACAAGUUGAUAUUUUUGAUACUCUUUCUUGGCCAUCGAAUACAACAACAAUGUCCAUGGAACAAUCUCAAGUUGCUUCUAUUCAACCGCCACAACCACCAAUCACAACAUCAACUAAUACAACAACUGAACUUCCACCUUUAUUAACAUUAUUGCUUCCAAUGAUGAAUGGUGUUGAGCCAACUCCUCCACCACCUCCUCAACCUAAACCAGCUGCUAUUAUAUUUAGUAGUAAUAAUGGUAUUAUCGAUGAUCCAUUAAUUCAAUCAUUAGCUGCUGAACAAGCUGCAUCAGCACAUAAUUAUGAUCUUUUAUCCUAUCGACAUAAACGAGUUCGCCGUCCAUUACGUUAUGGUGAUCAAUCAACUCGUCCUUCAAAUAUUCAACUUUUACUUGAUGCAAAUAUAAAUGCUCAACAAAAUGCAGCAGCAGCAAAUCAACGUUUAAUGUUUAAUUCAAAUAAUAAUGUUAAUUUUUCAACAUCAUCUGAUAAUCCAUUUCGUAGUGAUUGUGAAAAUCCAAAUGAUCUUCUCAAUGAUAAUACUAAUAUGAGUACUAUUUCAUUAAGCACAACGAUUGUCAAUGCAGCUUUACAAAGCAAUACUUCACGAAUGUUACGUCUCGACUGGCCAGAUAACAUGUCUGAUUUGUCGUUUGGGAGUUUUCCGGAUUUACUUGAAUCAACUAUGUCAUCUGGGGAACUAAACAAUUUUGAACAGUCGACAAUCAAUGAACAAAAUAAAUGUGCAUCUGGAAGUUCAAUAUCAGAAGCAUUAUUUGCCAUUAAUAAUACGACAAAUUUAUUACUUCAAAAUUGA